Molecule: messenger RNA, 330 nt
Organism: Funneliformis geosporum
Lineage: Eukaryota; Fungi; Glomeromycota; Glomeromycetes; Glomerales; Glomeraceae
Source: the annotation of a GenBank genome assembly
AUGAGCCAAGAGGAAAAAGAAAAUUUGAUAGAGGAAGCGAAAUUUAAUUAUUACUACAAAAAUGGUAAAAGAGGGGAGAAAGACAUUUAUAAUUUCAAUCAAUUACCAAACACUAGUGUUGUUAAAAUAGGACUUCUAAGAAUAGAGGGAAAAAAUUUUUUAUAUGUUAAUACUGAUGAUUCAGAAUUAUUUUUGCCAAAAAAGUUAAUAAAACCUUUAGAAUCAACGAAAGCAAAUAAAAGCGGAAGAAUUGCGGUAAUUACUAGUAACGAUGAUGAAAAAGACUAUAAUUUAGUCUCUUUAUUAGAGCAAUUAGAAGUCUCGAAAAAG